GUUUACGGCAGAGCGAUUAAAGUAUUCGGCUCGUGGAACCAACGCUAUUUUGGCGCCAUACAUUCUGUACACAUUUCUAAAACAAUUAAGCCAAUAGUAGUGACAGUAUUUGUAACUAGCGGCAACCGUGAGCGGUACCAGGGUGCCAGCGAGUCUGGUGACACCACGACAACCCUGCGAUCAUUCUUGCCCGCAGCUAGUGAAUACCCGGUGGUGCCCGACCAGACACCUAACCUCUAGGCUCUUGUCGAGUUAACGGUCAAACUAGGUCAUUUUGCUGCAUCAAGUGUUGCCUUAUAAGUGAACUAGAAACUCGUCGUGACUUGUUUCGACACACGAACUCUUCGCCCUCGGUGCCUUGCAUGACCUCAGGGAGCGUGGAGUCUUUCCCAAGACGCGUUAUCGUGGACGUGAAAAGUAGUAGUUGCACGCGUAGAAUAGUGAGUGAAUAGUGCAGUAGUGAUGGUGCAGCGAGGAUCUGAGGUCUUACCAGGCCACAUGGUGCCUGUGAAGUGUGAGUACUCCCCGCCGCCCUACACGUUGCCGCUGCAGGAGUCAACAGACGCCCUUACUUCUGCAGGCAGUGGGGCCUCGACCUUCUCCUCACUUAUGGCCGACAUGAGUCCCCGCAGUUCCUGUGGGGGCCACGAAUCCCAAACCACCUCGGGCGACGAGGAACCGCGAGGGCGCAAGCGACGGCUGGAAGACGAGGGCGAAGAGGCGAGGCUGGCGAAGGCGAAGAAGAAAUCCCCCCAGAGCUACGAGGAGCUGCAGCAGGCGCGGGUGCUCGCCAAUGUACGCGAGCGACAACGCACCCAAAGCCUGAACGAGGCCUUCACCUCCCUCAGAAAGAUCGUCCCUACGCUGCCCUCCGACAAGCUCUCCAAGAUCCAAACGCUGAAGCUGGCUAUCCGCUAUAUAGACUUCCUGUACCAGGUCCUGGACACGGACGCGCACGACCAGCGGCUCUCCUCCUCCUGCACGUACGUCGCGCACGAGCGCCUCAGUUACGCCUUCAACGUCUGGCGCAUGGAGGGCGCAUGGGGCGGCCACCUAUAAGGAAGAAAGGGGACUCGCAGACACACCAGACCCAGUGCAGAGAGGAAUGAGUACUCAGCUUUUCGCCAGUGCGUUCUUGUUGGACAGAAAGUUUGUCUAAUAAUGAAGAUGUUCAGGAAGAAAACAUAAAAAAGGGAAAUGGAAUACUGCGGUUAAAGAAAGAGAAAAUGCGAGAAAAAGAGGAGAAAUUGAAGAGGAAAAGAAGUCAAACCUCCCCGAUGGACAUUCUAUCGCCCGUAUGAUUGUUAAGUAAACCCAGGUUAUUACCACCGAUGGUCCAUUAGGAGGUGCUGGACCGAAGUUCCGCGGAUGUGAAGGCAGAGGUUGGCUACUGUUUAGCCUAUUCCACUAUCCUUGCCUGCCUGCCUGCGUGCCUGCCUGAGCGUCCUCAUACUCCGAAGUUAUUCCUGGAAUUUGGCUGUUAUAGAAUAAGAGAUAAAGGAAUUGUCUACUACAUAAUGAAUUAGAGAACUAGAGCAAAACAAUUGACAGUGAUUAUUUACUGUCUUAGAGCUGAAGUUGGUGCUAUAAGUGAAUAUGUAUAUAAAGUUGUAUUUAUUCAGUUUGACGGUGAAUAUGUGCACAUAGUCUGUAAGGAAGUUAAACAACUCGUGAACUACGCGUCACUCCGUGAGAGGACGAGUCCAACACCCCUAGAUAUCAUGCAGUGGCCACCUGGACCGCACACAGAGUGUUGCCGCUCUGAAUAUCUUGGCUGCCAACUGCUAACACUUAAGGACGUGUUGAUAACUGGUGUAAUAUGCAAUAUUAAUUUGCAAUAUGCAGUGCAUUCACACAAAGACGGUGCCCCCUGAUUUACCUUUCCAAGUCCAAACUUUCCAACAGAGUCCGACAUGUAUCUGAAGCUUAAGUUUGUGAGCGAAUUUAACGGAAAUAUAUUUUCAUUGUCUCUUAUUUUUGGUAUAUAUCUAUCAAUAUGGUAGAUGUACGGAAAUUCUGAAAGGUCAGUGAUUUUAGUUUUACGUUAGCCGGACCAUUUGAUAAAAUAUGACAAAAAACAGGAAAACACAAUGUAUGUUUGCAAACAAAUGGGACAUUUGUGAACGUAAAAAAUGGUACAUCUAGUUGUCGUUUGAUAUAUUUUGGUUCUUUCACGUCAGGCAAAGUGUACUUAAUUAAUUAAGCUCGUAUUUAUGCAUGGGGAUUCGAGUCAUGAUGAAGUGUGAAUAGAUCUACUCCCGUGCAGGUGAUCUUCUACGGUUCAUAGUUAGACAAAGCGCUCCUCACCUCGACUCCGUGUUUGGUCUUGAAGUAUCUGCGCAUCACGCACAGAUGGAACAGCCUUUCAAUGUUUCACAUUUUGCGCAUAAUGGGACUGAAAUAACGUAUGCAAAGGUUUGUCAUGAAUGUUUGUUUUCCUUUUUAUAUGACUGAUUUAAAAUAAAACUGGUCCGGCGAUGUAAAGGUGUAGGUUGUAUAUAUACCAUAUAUUAAAUAUUUAUAUAUUAUGCAUAUAUUUCUUAUUCUAUGUGUCAACGCAUGUGUCGUCAUUUGCAUUAGGGGCAUUGAUUUUGAUUGUUUCAUGUCACCAGACUCAGGUAUAUUAUUAGUAGGCAUGUAGGCCUAUUGUCUGUAAACAUUCUUACUUCCCCAUUGAUAAUGUGUAACUUUCUAAAUGGAAUAAAGUUUAUCGUUUUCAA
Messenger RNA from Penaeus vannamei (Pacific white shrimp), 2720 nucleotides. RefSeq names its product twist-related protein 2. Lineage: Eukaryota; Metazoa; Arthropoda; Malacostraca; Decapoda; Penaeidae. Gene Ontology annotation, molecular function: protein dimerization activity; RNA polymerase II transcription regulatory region sequence-specific DNA binding; DNA-binding transcription factor activity, RNA polymerase II-specific. Gene Ontology annotation, biological process: regulation of transcription by RNA polymerase II; developmental process. The record is from RefSeq and is a predicted model, not a curated record.